AUUUAGUUUUAUUUCUCAAUUGUGUUAACUGUGUAGCAAAGUGAUAUAAAAUAAUAUACUUUUUUAAAGCUUCUAAAGCGUACAAAUUUUAUUCGCGAAAGAAGUUAAACUUAAAGUCAAGGUACAAAACAUUUGAGAGCUUAAUACAUAAUUAAUAAGCAGUACGUUUAUGGUCCCUUAAAAAGAAAAGACAUCCUAUCAAUAAUGCCAGGUGUAGUGUUUCUAGUUGUUGUGCCAACAGCUAAUUUUGAACGCGAGCUGAUCUUUGGUAGCAAUCACGAGUUGCUACCACCUGCAGGCAAAACACCAAGUACAUGUGGCACACCUGCGGCAAGGAGUGGAAACAACUUAAAUAUCAAUCUUCCGGAAAAUAACAAAGCCAUACUGCGAUUAGAAGUCGAACUACGUGACAAACAUGCACCUAAAUAUCGAAGAGGAGGUGGCAUUGGACGAGUUGGAGGUCGCGGCAUUGUCGGUGGUGCAGGUGCUCGCAAUCUUCCACAGCAAAUUUUCGAUAAGAAGGAUUUUGCUGUGGUGCCUUUGGAAAAGGUUCUCGAAGAACUUCUCUCCAAGCUUGAAAUUGAACAUGUUACAUGGACGACGAGCAAAAAGGGUUACUUUCAUCAUGUUGUAUUUCCCUUACAAUCAGGUGAUCCUUGUGAGACAACUUUACAUUGCUUGACCGAACUUGGUAUUGGCACCAAAUUGCAUUCCAGUGUUAGUGUUCUCCCUUGCAGCGUUAGCUAUGAUUCGUUAACAAUCAAUGUUGCCGAUGAAGUUAGUGAAUCGCUAGAUCGGGAAGAAGAACUUUCUAGAUGGAAUAGCUUUGUGGAUUCAAUAAAAUCAAAGUUAACCGUUAAACAAGUGGUCGAUGGUGUGCGGGCUGGCGGCUCAUUAUCUUUCGACUAUAUUUUGCUUAUUGUAACGGCAGAUUCUUUGGCAGCCUUGGGUUUAGUAGAAAAUAAUGCGCCAAAUAUAACUGCAGCCAUGUUAGUGUCCCCGCUAAUGGGUCCGGUGAUGUCUAUUACGUUCGGCACCAUCAUAUCUGAUCGCGAGUUAAUGCGCGUGGGAUUUAUUUCGUUGGCUGUGGGUAUGUUUCUGUCGUGUUUGUUCGGUUUCAUUUUUGGCUUGAUUUUGGGUACUACAGAAAUGCCUUGGGGAGCUGGUGAUUGGCCUACCGAAGAAAUGCGAGGCAGAGGCAACGUUCGUUCUUUAUGGAUGGGGGUGCUGUGGGCUUUGACAUCAGGUACUGGCGUAGCAGUGGCUUUAUUACAAGGUUCAGCUGGCCCUUUGAUUGGUGUAGCGAUCUCUGCUUCUUUAUUGCCUCCAGUAGUAAAUUGUGGCCUUUUCUGGGCUUUGGCUUGUAUUUGGCUAAUAUAUCCAGGCACUCGGAUUCCGCACUUGAAAGGCGAACUUCACAAUACGACGUCAGCGUAUCCGUUUCUCUACACCGAUUAUUUACCAACCGAAUUUCUGAUCAAUGGGAUUGUAUCAUGUCUGCUGACAGUAGUUAAUGUAAUUUGCAUUUUUAUUACGGCAAUAAUGGUAUUGAAAAUCAAAGAAGUCUCCGCACCUUAUACAGCAAGUCCCGACUUAAAACGCUUUUGGGAGACCGAUUUGCGCACAGUGAGGAAAACCAAUCGUUCCACAAUACGUCAACGGAAAGGUAACGGCAAUGAAAGUACUUUCCGCGACAAAUUAUUAUAUGGUUACGAAGGCACAGAAGAACAACGCAAUGCUCUAGAACAAGCUCUGAAAGAAGCCGAAGAUGACGCUACAUUUAAAAAAGUGAAACGAAUGAGUUAUUCCAGCAACGCGGCAGGAGAGUUAACCCAACGUUUGGCAAAACUGACCGGUCUUAAUAAGCAACCGCAGUAUGGCAUAGGCACCAACACGCCCAGCCGGGUUGGCAGCACCUCACGUCGCAUGAGUUCAGUACGUGGUUCUAAAUUGAACAUUGACUUAAAAGUGCUUGAUAAGUUGGUCACAAACCUAUUAGAGCAACAAAGCUCACCUAAUACAAACAUCGCACAAAGUGCAACCGGUGGUCGCAAAUCUUCCUUAAAAUUAAGCCGUUGGCGACCAACAUCACGUUCAGCGCAUUGUUCGGAAGGCUCUACGAAUUACAUAGCUCUCAACGAUCAAGGCGAAGCCGGUAAUAAUAAUGGAAUCGAUAUGCAACAUAUGCCCACUAUUAUGGAAAGUCCUGUAGGCAACAGUAAUAAUAAUCAACAAAAUCAGAAAAAUGAAUCUUCGACAACAACGGCAGUAUCUACAACACCUUCCAAUCGAACAUCUUGGUCCAACUCAUCGGAGCACAGAUCCAGUGCUGUGCGGAAUGUUUUAAGAAAUAUCACAUCUUCUGGCAGCGGAGCAGGUGAUAGUGCUAAGGAGGAGACUCUUAAUUUAACACAGAAUUUUUUACCAUAA
Messenger RNA from Glossina fuscipes, 2430 nucleotides. RefSeq lists its product as uncharacterized. The record is from RefSeq and is a predicted model, not a curated record. Lineage: Eukaryota; Metazoa; Arthropoda; Insecta; Diptera; Glossinidae. The transcript is spliced from 13 exons. The coding region runs from base 205 to 2430 and encodes 741 amino acids.